CCAAUAUUGCCUUUUUGGGCCCGGCCCUCCCGGCUUUGGCUUCCCAGCACCGAUCUUGGUCUCGCCCAGCGCAUUCUUGGCCGCCCUGCCAACCUCGAGAACCGCCAUCACCACCCCGCUCCACACCGCCGAACCGAAGCCAACCCCAGCCGCACCAAUGGGCCACCCGCUCAAGACAAAGAACCUCGAGUCUCCUCGGAGGCUCUCCAGUUUCCGAAAGGAGUCGCUGACCCCGCGCGCCAGCAAGCGCACUGCUGCCCCGCCGGUGCCGUCGUCCCUGAAGGAAAACCCACUCUCCUGGACUGAUCUGGAGCCUCUCAAUGGUCUCGACGAUGACCUCGCCUCUGGCUUCGCUGAAGACUCGUCGCUGCUUACUCCCAAAGCCUCUGCGCAUCGGGCAACGGCCCAUCCGGAGCCAGGCUCUGCUGGUCGCGAUCAACAAGAGCCCUCUCGUGCUGAACAUGCCGUGGCACUGAAGGUCGAGCAGGCCUUCGUGACCGCCGAGAUCACUCAAUGGAAUGUCGGAGGCGGACACGAGACAGCGUAUUUCGAAUAUGAUGGUGUCAGCUCCACCGAAGUUGCGGUAUCAAGUAGCGGUGCGGAUUCGGCAGAGUCGGCCGGUACUCUUUCGGCUGCAGAACCAUCAGACUCGGCCGGCAGCCCCUCGACCGAGUCCGACGCACUGGCCAAUUCAAACUCCAAUGCAAACUGGGAGCGAGAGGCGCCGACAAGCGCUGUUGUGGAUGUCGAUCAGGCGGAUUCGCACCCCGGCAGCCUGGACAGCGCAAAGACGCCCGCAGAUGAGGUAUACGAAAUCAGGCGAUCUUCGGGCUCGUGGUCCGUCGAAAACAAGUCGGCGACCUUCCAGCUGUCCCAGAAGCCCCGACGCAACACUACAUUUAGUGCUGCGGGUAGCAAGGCGCAAGAUGCUCGAAAGAAAGUCAAGACAGGCGGUGUUCAGAAAAAGUCCCUCAAGAAGCGGCCGACGGACCUGACUAUUCCCAAACCCUUUUCCUUUGCCACCAAUCUCGAGAAAUUCGGCAACAACGUGAGCACAGCAACGGCGCAUUCGCCAUACAAGUCUCUCGCUGCUCGCAUCAAGGAAUACGAAGCAAAGACGCCCGAGCGUUUCCGGGUCAAGCCCACUGCAGCGCCAAAGUUCAAACAGCUGGCCAUGACUAUUCCACAGUCUCCAUUCCUGCGAACUAAAGUGCGAAACAAGCCUGUUACGGUCUUUACGUCCGAACAACUUGAACUUGCCGAGCUGGAGAAGCAUCAGCCAUUCAAAGCCCGUCCCGCGGAUCCCAAGGUCCUCAAGGGAGGUCCUCAGGGCGUGCCAAAGGCCCCGCGGUUCGAGAUCACAGUACCACAGUCCCCGGCCAUCACCAAACCCAAGCCUCUUCCGGAUGCUCCACCAUCGCCUCCUCGCAUCAUCAAAGCCAACCCGAUUCGCCACUUUCCGAAUGUCGAGGUCAAGCACGAGUCUCGCAAGAUCGUCCCUUCCGACUUUGAACUGCCUGGGGAGAAAAUCAGCGAGCGCAAGGUGAUGCAGUUCUUGCGAGAGGCGCGAAAGAAGAUGCAGGAUCUUGAAAAGUCGCGCAAUUUCAAGGCUCAGCCCUUGCGCAUCGUCUCCCCAAAGGGCUUUUGCCCACCCGCAGUUCCAAAGAUCACCGAGCCUGAGCCGUUUCAAUUGGAGACAGACCUGCGGCACGAUAUCCACUCCAAACGGCUGGAGGAAAAGACCAGGAGACAGAUCGAAGAUGAGGAACGACAGCGACAGUUCCAGGCCCAGCCACUUCCGGAUGGCGAUGCGUUCAUCCCCAAGAGAUCAAACAAGCCCCUGACCAUCAGCGAAAACGUCACGCUGCACAGCGAGAUUCGCGCCGUCGAUCGGCAUGUAUUUGACGAGCAGAUCGAGGCCAAGAUACGCGAAGACGAGCUGGCGAAGGAGCUCAAGAAGCUCCAAGAGGAGGCCAAGAUUGCCGAGGAGGUGAAGCAAGCGCGCCGAAAGAUGGUGCAUGUUGCCCAACCCAUCCACCACUACUCCAGCAUCGCCAUCCAGCCCUCGUCCAGGAAACUGACCGAGCCCCAGUCGCCCAUGAUUGGCGAGAAGCGAAAGCUCAAGCAGCAGCUUGGCAAAAGCUCGCUCCGACGAGCAUCGUGAGGCAAUGUGUGUUGCCAGGAUGCCCCUAGGACAUCCCAGGCGGUGCGUGGCUGGCCAUCCCGGUGCGCUCUCGUUUGUAUAUGCUUUCUAAUAGAUCCCAUGCAAGCCACCACCA
Molecule: messenger RNA, 2279 nt
Organism: Polychytrium aggregatum
Lineage: Eukaryota; Fungi; Chytridiomycota; Chytridiomycetes; Polychytriales
Exons: 9
Coding region: 158-2164 (668 amino acids)
Biological process (GO): activation of protein kinase activity; regulation of mitotic spindle organization
Cellular component (GO): spindle; microtubule
Source: RefSeq, a predicted model, not a curated record